UGCUCAACUCGUCGAUACGUAACACGUUCACGAGACGCCGAGCAAUCUAUGUGGUCAGUCGAUACCAUAGGAUUGACCGUCCCGCACGUAUUUAUUAUCAGCUCUUCGCUCUCGCGCGAGAACAACAUAAUCAAAUAUGACCUCCAAACAUCUGUCAACCGGAUCGCCGGAUCCGCCCUUGGUACCUGGGAAAUUGCGAUUGUACAGCAUGCGAUUUUGCCCUUACGCUCAGAGGGCCCAACUUGUAUUGGAUGUGAAAAAAAUUCCGUACGAUGUGGUUUGGGUGAAUUUAACUAAGAAACCGGAAUGGCUGGCUCAGAAGAAUCCAUUGAGCAAAGUCCCCGUGCUGCAACUGGAGGAAGGUAGCAUAUUGUACGAAAGUCUGAUCGUCUCCGAUUUCUUGGACGAAGCGUUUCCGGAAACUCCUCUCUACCCGAGCGAUCCUUUGCUAAAAGCCAAAGACAAAUUACUCGUCGAAAGAUUCAACUCCGUGAUAUUACCUUUUUUCAAGAUCGUGUUCAGCUCAACGGUGCAACCCGAAGAAUCCGCCGCGAUAUUGGACGGUCUUGAAAUCUUUGAAAAAGAACUGGAGAAAAGAGGCAAACCUUUCUUCGGGGGAAACAGACCCGGAAUGUUGGAUCUCAUGAUAUGGCCGUGGUUCGAGAGAUUCGAAUUAUUGGGAAUUAUGAGCGAUGAGAAAUUCGUCAUUCCUCGGGGGCGUUUUCUCAGAUUGGACAAGUGGGAAGAUGAUAUGAAAGUCGACGACGGAGUACGAGUGAGCUUUUUAGAUGUGGACAAGCAUGCUAAAUAUGUUCAAACACGAAAAGCUACGGGUACUCCAGCUUACGACUCCAUCUUGGAAUCGUAAUUGACCUUAUCACGGGCAUGCCGAAUCCUAGAAUGCCGAGAAAGCUCGGGGGGGUAGAAACGAGGCUGCCGUUGCCAUCUCGCGACAGGGUGGUGGACUUUUUAAACAAAAUACUUCGCCCGACUAUUACCGACCGUGUUGCGGAACGGGUAACAAUUCGAGUCGGAACUUCUUCGAGGAUUCUGAAUAUCUGAAAAGAUAUUUCGACCCCCUCGGCGAUUGGCGAAGGGUUAACGACGAUGUAUGAAAAUAAAAUGAAUAAAAUUCAACGGUUUUCACAAAA
Molecule: messenger RNA, 1151 nt
Organism: Athalia rosae (coleseed sawfly)
Lineage: Eukaryota; Metazoa; Arthropoda; Insecta; Hymenoptera; Athaliidae
Product: pyrimidodiazepine synthase-like
Exons: 5
Coding region: 137-868 (243 amino acids)
Biological process (GO): glutathione metabolic process
Cellular component (GO): cytoplasm
Molecular function (GO): glutathione transferase activity; glutathione dehydrogenase (ascorbate) activity
Source: RefSeq, a predicted model, not a curated record